Molecule: messenger RNA, 2781 nt
Organism: Bactrocera dorsalis (oriental fruit fly)
Lineage: Eukaryota; Metazoa; Arthropoda; Insecta; Diptera; Tephritidae
Gene: Rab3
Product: ras-related protein Rab-3
Exons: 6
Coding region: 1486-2148 (220 amino acids)
Biological process (GO): protein secretion; protein localization to plasma membrane; regulation of exocytosis
Cellular component (GO): synaptic vesicle; endosome; plasma membrane
Molecular function (GO): GTP binding; GTPase activity
Source: RefSeq, a predicted model, not a curated record
ACCGAGUGUAAUGGCAUUUUCCAUCGACAACGGUACAAAUAAAGUGGGCCGUUAAGAGAAAUCGGUACAGACAACACAAAAGAUACACAAAAGUUGCGUAUACGCAACGUUAAACAACACACAGCUGCUAAAGUGCCGUUAUAAAGGUGUAGAAACGAAGCUGGGAAUUUGAUUUUGUAGUGAGUACAUUUAGCGGGGAGGCGGUGUUGAAGGUGAGACGCGCAAACGAAUUCGCCGCCGCAGUGAACUAGCAGAGCGAAAGCUGAAUCGUAGCAGCAAGCACCUACAAUAAACGCACAAUUCGCCGCAUUCGCCGCAAACGCUUGCUGCUCAGUGUCUCAACAGCGAAGCAGUCAUAGUCAGCCACAGUGGCGCAACGAAUUUUCCUUUAGUAUCCUUACGGACGUGAAAAACUGAGUAGUCAACGCGAGAAGAGGCAACAAACGAGCGUGCGAAAGCAAAGCAAAGUAGCAGAAGCCAAAGUAUAUAGAGUGUUGUAGCAAAAAUUUAUGCAAAAACGCGCAGCUUGUCUGAAAAUUAAGUGCGUGUGUGUGGAAAAAAUUUCGAAAUUCCCAAAAGUUGUAGAAAAAGUAGUUGUAAAAGUAGUUUAACGGGCCACCGAGCUUGCGAAAUAGGUUGCUGCCGAGUAAGCGACGAAAAAAAACUCACAAGUCAAACUCGCUUGCGACCACAAAGCGUGAAAAAAUAAGUAUACCAGCACAACUGUGUGUACAUGCGUGUGUGUGUGUUUGUAGCAGCUGCCAGUGACGAGCAACUAAACCAUUAAAACGCUACUAAACAGUUGAUUAUAUGUGCGUGCACAUGUGUAUGUGUGUCGAUGCUUGCUGGUGUGAGUACGUGAGUUUCUUGGAAUUGCAACAAAUUGAAUUCAAUUGAGAACACUAAUCGCGCAACGCCAGCUGCCACUUCACAAAAGCAGCAAAAGCAACCAAAAAACAACAAAAAACAACAGUAAAAACAACAGCAACAAAAACCCAAAACCAACACGGGCACAAGCAGCAGCGCCAGCUAGCAAUUAGGCCAGCCCGAAAGCGCAGUAAUAAAACUAAAAGGUAACGCAAUUGACUGAAUUCACACUUCCAUUUGGCAUACGCAAGCGACCCAUAACCCAUAAGCGCCUGAAAGCAUACUACACUUUUCCGUACUUUGUCACUUUGCUGGCAAACACGCGCGCUAUCAGCGUCAUCACAAUCGUCAUUAACAGCCGUGAGCGCGCAUAAAUUUACGCUUCCAUAAACAUAUACAAAUAUAUAAUAAAUAAGAUAUAUAUACAUACUAUAUACUAUAUAAUACAACACAAUAGCAGUCACAAAGCAUACAAGCGCUUAAGCAAGACCGCGUUAAGCUGAUAAAAACUACAGUACGCAAGUAAAACACGCUCAGCUUUUGCAGCUAGCAGCAGCUUGAACUUUAUUUUUUCGCCCAGUUUGCUUCAGCGGCCUCAAAAUACACAUACAAACGAAUAUGGCUGGCGGUGGGGACCCCAAGUGGCAGAAGGAUGCGGCCGAUCAAAAUUUCGACUAUAUGUUCAAAUUGCUUAUAAUCGGCAACUCAAGUGUGGGCAAGACAAGUUUUCUCUUUCGCUAUGCCGAUGACAGUUUCACCUCAGCUUUUGUGUCGACGGUCGGCAUCGAUUUCAAAGUGAAAACCGUGUUUCGACAUGACAAACGCGUCAAGCUGCAGAUCUGGGAUACAGCGGGUCAAGAACGCUACAGAACAAUAACCACAGCAUAUUAUCGUGGCGCCAUGGGUUUCAUUCUGAUGUAUGAUGUCACAAAUGAGGAGAGUUUCAAUUCCGUACAAGAUUGGGUGACUCAAAUCAAGACAUAUUCCUGGGACAACGCACAAGUGAUACUUGUCGGCAACAAAUGCGACAUGGAAGAUCAGCGAGUGAUCUCAUUCGAACGAGGCCGACAGCUGGCCGAUCAGCUAGGUGUGGAAUUCUUCGAAACCUCAGCCAAAGAAAAUGUGAAUGUUAAGGCUGUCUUCGAACGACUGGUGGAUAUAAUUUGCGACAAAAUGUCGGAGAGUUUAGACUCGGAUCCGACGUUAGUGGGCGCCGGGCAAAAGGGACAACGACUGACAGAUCAACCUCAAGGCACGCCCAAUGCGAAUUGUAAUUGUUAAACACACAUACACAAACACAUACUUAAACACAUACAUAGGCACAUAUAUACAUAAAUAGACACAUGUAGACACAAAUAAACUUAAAUAAAUAAAUAAAUGUAAAACUAUAUAAGCUAAGUGAGGCAGUAAUACAUAUACAUAUAUAAAAGGAGUAAUUCUGUUGACUUAUGUUGUCCGGUUUUUGUUGUCUCAGUUUUUAGUGUUUUUGAAGAAGAAGACACUGAAGAAUAGAUGUAAUUAAAGCGUGUUGCAUGUAAAUGUGCUGAGAAAAAAGUAUGAAAUUAUUACAAACAAGCCGUUAAUGCUGUUGAAAAUAUAAUAAAUUGUGUAGAAAACAUUGUCAAAAGGGGCACAGCAAAUAAUGAAAACGAAGAAGGUUGCCAGAUAAACAAUAUUUACAAGUCUACAAACGAAACUUUAUUGAACAAGCUAUAAAUAAUUAACUAAAUAAAAAAUAAUAAUUAAAACAAAUAAUAUUAAAAAAACGUUAUUAAAAUAAAAAAAUAAUAUAAUUUAAAAAAUGUAUUUAAAAAAUUAUAUAAUAUUAAUGAAUAAUGAAACUAAACAAAAAAUAAUAAAAUUGAAAUAUUAAUGUGAAAAAAAUUAAUUUAAUUAAUAAAUAAUUAAUUAUUA